Vitis vinifera (wine grape) is the source of this 2872-nucleotide messenger RNA. Its product is annotated as probable xyloglucan glycosyltransferase 6. Gene Ontology annotation, molecular function: glycosyltransferase activity. Bases 70 to 2331 code for a protein of 753 amino acids. The transcript has 5 exons. The record is from RefSeq and is a predicted model, not a curated record. Gene Ontology annotation, cellular component: Golgi apparatus. NCBI's taxonomy places the organism in Eukaryota, Viridiplantae, Streptophyta, Magnoliopsida, Vitales, Vitaceae.
UUGGGGUGCCACCAAAAGCAGCCCAUCCAUCGACCAGCCAAACCCAUAUGAGAUCAGCCCAAACAACAGAUGAAAACUAAAUUUGGUGUAGGCUUUCCAAAUAAAGGACACCCGUCAGUCCAUCCAGCUACUUCCCCCCAAUCAAUCCCCACAAACUCCGGAUCACAACACCAAAGCAGUAGUGAAGGAAGAAAAAAUGGUGCAGUGAAAGAGAUCUCAAAAUCCAAGCACAUUCUCACUGUUUCUUUCUUUCCACGUUUCUGUAUGUCUCGACCGCAAAAUUAUGAGUUCCAAGAAUGGUGGAACAAGCAAAGGGAGAAGCAUCACGACCUCUUCAUCGACAAAUCUGAAACCCAGAGGUUGUUCACUUCCGUCGAGAUCCACACUCCCACCGCCGAUCCCGCCGUUGACAAGGAGCGAACCCGGAGCGCCCGCCAGCUCUCCUGGGUCUGUCUUCUCAAGUUACAGCAACUAGCUAGUUCCAUUGCCUACCUGUCCAAUGGCUUUGUCGCCAUUCUCCGAACCGCCAAUCGGAGAAUUGCAUCUUCUUCUGUUGCCGCGGAUUCGUCUCGAUCUGAAUCCAGGCUGUACCACGCAAUUAAGGUGUUUCUGGUUGUGGUUUUGGUUCUGCUCUUGUUUGAGCUUGUUGCUUACUUUAAGGGGUGGCAUUUCAGUCCGCCGUCCCUCAGUUCGGCGGAGGUGGAGGUGUUGGGGUUGGUUGAGCUUGUGUACGCCAAUUGGUUGAAGAUUAGGGCGAAUUAUCUGGCUCCGCCGUUGCAGAGUUUGACGAAUGUUUGUAUUGUUUUGUUCUUGAUACAGUCAGUGGAUCGGAUUGUUUUGAUGUUGGGUUGUUUUUGGAUCAAGUUCCGGAAGUUGAAGCCGGUUGCGGUGAUGGAGUUUUCGGAGAAUUCGGAGGGGCAGAAUGUGCAGGAUUAUCCCAUGGUGUUGGUUCAGAUCCCAAUGUGCAAUGAGAGGGAGGUUUACCAGCAAUCUAUUGCAGCAGUAUGUAUCCAAGACUGGCCAAGGGAAAGAAUGCUCGUACAAGUAUUAGAUGAUUCUGAUGAUUUGGAUGUUCAACACCUUAUCAAGGCAGAAGUACAGAAAUGGCAACAAAGAGGCUUGCGCAUAUUGUACAGACAUCGCCUUAUCCGCACAGGCUACAAGGCAGGGAAUCUCAAAUCUGCAAUGAGCUGUGACUAUGUUAAGGAUUAUGAGUUUGUUGCAAUCUUUGAUGCCGAUUUUCAACCAGGGCCAGAUUUCUUGAAGAAAACUAUUCCUUAUUUUAAGGGGAAUGAUGAUCUAGCAUUGGUCCAAACAAGGUGGGCCUUUGUAAACAAGGAUGAGAAUUUGCUUACGAGAUUACAGAACAUAAACCUGUCCUUCCACUUUGAGGUUGAACAACAGGUCAAUGGUGUGUUCAUCAACUUCUUUGGUUUUAAUGGAACUGCUGGUGUAUGGAGAAUCAAAGCCCUUGAAGAUUGUGGUGGCUGGUUGGAACGGACAACUGUUGAGGACAUGGAUGUUGCCGUCCGAGCUCACCUUUGUGGAUGGAAGUUCAUAUAUCUGAAUGAUGUAAAGUGCCUUUGUGAACUCCCCGAGUCCUAUGAGGCAUACAAGAAACAGCAACACCGUUGGCAUUCAGGUCCAAUGCAAUUGUUCCGCUUGUGCUUCUUUGACAUACUCCGUUCAAAGGUGAGUUCAGCCAAGAAAGCCAACUUAAUACUUCUUUUCUUCCUCUUGCGGAAGCUUAUCCUGCCCUUUUAUUCAUUCACCCUCUUCUGCAUUAUCCUCCCCCUGACCAUGUUCUUGCCUGAAGCUCAGUUGCCAGCUUGGGUGGUUUGUUAUGUCCCUGGAAUCAUGUCCAUCUUGAAUAUUGUUCCGGCACCACGGUCAUUCCCAUUUAUAGUCCCCUACCUUCUAUUUGAGAAUACCAUGUCAGUGACCAAAUUCAAUGCCAUGAUAUCAGGGCUGUUUCGGUUUGGGAGUUCUUAUGAAUGGAUAGUUACAAAGAAAUUGGGAAGAUCCUCAGAGGCAGACCUAGUUGCAUUUGCUGAGAAAGAAUCUGACCCUCUUGUGGAAGGCUCCAGUCUCCACAGGUCGUCCUCAGACCCAGGCAUUUUAGAGCUGAACAAACUAGAAAUGACCAAGAAAACUGGAAAAACCAAAAGAAACCGUUUAUACAGGAAAGAACUUGCUCUUGCCUUUAUUUUGUUAACUGCCUCAGUAAGAAGCUUGUUGUCUGCCCAGGGAAUUCACUUCUACUUCCUGCUGUUUCAAGGGAUCACCUUUCUAGUGGUGGGUCUUGAUUUGAUCGGAGAGCAGGUGAGUUGACCUUCCUAUCACUAUUUUAGUAGCUUCGAAAGCUCUUUUCCAUGGAUAUACACUUUGGGACGAAAGGUCAAAUUGACCACAGCCUUCAAAUCCAAUAAUCAGAGCGGAAUUAUUGAUACAUGCUAUAAAAUAGUGGUCCUUGGCUCCCAAUCAAAAGCAAUUCGUUUUCUUAUUUAUUGUUUAAGUGAGGAAAAGGACUGUUAUAUAUCAUUUGUUCUUGCCGAGACAAGCAUGGGUCUAUGUAAAAGUUUUCUAAGCCUGAAAUAUAGGAAACAGAACUUGAAACUACUGGUGGUGGUGGUGGCGGCGGCGGCAGUGAUGGCAGUGGCGGUGGCAGUGGCAGCAGAGCGUCGUGGUGGAGAAACAGCUGACUCUGUCCUGCCUGUUUGUUUGGUGUAAUUCAUUCCAUUGUACAAUUGCUUGUCCAUGCCACUCUGAGAGAGAGCUGCUGUUGUUGGAUAAUCAAAUUUAUCAUUCUUUAUUUUUGUUAUUGGACAGGUUGUGUACCAUUAUAUAAUUUGAUUAUACUAGUGUUGAAAUC